AUGCGUAGACUGCGAGGCCUGCUAGGCCUGCUAUGGACACUCGUUUUAGCGCAGAUAUCUUAUUCACAGAAUAACGAACCGAUCGUAGUGUGUAUACCCGGGACUUGUAUACAAGGCUACUCUAAUAUAACAGUUGGUGCAAGGAUCAGCAUACCCAACAGUUCCCAACAGCUGCACUUGUUACCGGGAACGUACACCUCAACGACCUCUCCACAAUUCCUUCACAACACACUAACCACAAGUGGAAUCACAUCGCUCGGCUCCCAAGGAUUCACCAACUCGACCAGACUCCCGCUCGAACUCUUCCUUGACCUCGGCAUCGCCAUCUUCGAGUUCCCCCGCUACACAGGCGAAUCCGCCUUUGCCGGGGUCAUCGACGACGACUCUGGGCCAGUCGAGUCGGACUUUAGCAUCCCACUCAACGCCUCAGGCCUCCUCACCGCCAGAGACCUCGUCACCACCCUCUUCUACACCCGCAACCAGAACGACACCCGCCGCGUAACAGUAUGGGACGCCAUCCCCGACUUCAAACAGCUCCCCGCCGCAAUCGCGUCCGUCUCCUCUUCAAUUGCGCUGCAUAACCUCGAAUCUAUCACCUGCCAGACGAAACGCAACCCUACGCCGUGCUCGAGUAAAGGAUACUGCACACCAGAGGGGUCAUGUCUCUGCGCACCCGGGUUUGCAGGCGACGCAUGCGAGCAGUGCGCCGCGGGGCAUUGGGGCCCGGAAUGCGAGCCCUGCCCGGACAAUUGCACUUCCUGCGACGAAGGAAUCGGUGGCACAGGCCGCUGCUUAACACGCUUCACCGAACCGGGCGCGCCCUCCACCUGCAACUGCGAGAACGGCGUAUGCGGGGAGGACGACGAGUGCCAGUGUUUGCCUGGAUGGAGAUCGCCCAAUGGAGGCCCGCAGUGCUCAGAAUGUGCGCAAGGGUUCUUCAAAACCUCCAACGGCGAUUGGGAGCUUUGCGGAGUAGGUCUCUACCCAGAUGGCGACAACUGUCAAGUAUGUGAUCGUGCUUGCGACACAUGCUUCGGCCCUGGCGUCGAGGGGUGCGGAACGUGCGGAAGGGGGAGGUACAUGGACCCCCAAGGACGAUGUGUCGAGACGCUCAGCAAUGGAGUAUGCGAUGGAACAUCCCUCGUAGCGGACAACGCGAAGAAAGUCUGCGACACGUGUGGCAAGGGAUGCUCAGCAUGUUCAUUCAGCAAUUUCGACGACGCAACCGUGUUCGAUGACCGAAGAUGCACCGCGUGUCUACCAGGACUGGUUCUCCAUCCAAACGGGCAAUGUGUGCAGGACUGCCCUUCAAACAUGUUUGCAUCCAUAGGCAACGGUGGCACCCCCGUCUGUGAACGCUGCGACUCCUCUUGCAGCUCCUGCUCUGGCACGUCCACAUUCUGCACUUCCUGUCCCUCCCCCAACCUGUUAAACCCCACCCGCGGAACCUGCAACCCCGUACCCUGCCCCUCCUCCACCUUUGAACAAAACGGAGCCUGCAUACCCUGCCACCCCGACUGUGCCUCCUGCUCCGGUCCCUCCUACGACCAAUGCACCUCCUGCUCGAGCACCGGCACACGCCCCCUCCUUCUCGACGGGAUCUGCCUCCCACACUGCCGCAACAAGAACGAGUGGUUUGAUGGAGAUACGGGGCGAUGUGCGCGGUGCCACGAGUCAUGCGGGAGUUGUAUGGGUCCGAGGGAGGAGCAGUGUUUGAGUUGCGAAGGGCUCAAGGUUUUACGGGAGGGUAGAUGUGUCGAUGCGCCGUGUGCUCCUCCGUCGUCGUCCGCGGAUGGGGACAAUGCAGCGCAUGGACUGGCGCCAGGAGUCAUGGUCCCCGACUUGGGUGUCUGCCUCUCCGAGCUCGUCCUCGUACCUUCAUCGGGUACAUCUACAGGCGGCGCACCUCUCCCAAGCAUAUCAGGGAUCAACACACCCACCAAGGGUAAAAGCGGGUUGGAGUGGUGGCAAAUCCUCCUCAUCGUUUUGGGAUGCGUCUUGGUCCUGGUGAUUAUACUCCUGAUUUGGUGGAGGCGACGGCGAGCUCGAUCGCGGAAAGAGGCUAGCACCAAGGGAGACACCUAUGUCUUCAACGGUCUCGGGCGCAACUACGACGAAGAAGAGGGCGGAAAGAAAGGGUGGCGGUGGAACCUGAUCAGCUGGUCUGAAUGGCUCUUUAGCGGUAGCUCCCGCCGACACCGCGACAACCUGGAACUAGAAGAACGAGGGAGGGAAAGGACGAGAAGGAAGUGGUCGAUCCCCAUCAGACGGCGUGCCUCAUCAGGCAGUGGCUCGACGUCGAAGAAGCCACUGAUUACGUCCAUUUCUGACUCACCACCGAAGAAACCGCUCAUCGCCUUUGCCUCGCUCGACCCGCCUGGUGGUUACGCGCCCAGCGGUCCGCCUCCCUUGAAGGGCAAGAAACCGCUCAUACUCGUUCCCUCCACCCACACCUCCAGUACCAAUAAUAACACCAACCCGGCGAACUCGUUGAGCGGGUGGACGCCCUACCGCAUGUUGAGCGAGCGGCAUUUCAAGAAUAACAGCACGAGUUCCAGCACUUCCGCCACCGCCAGCAAUCCGAACAGUACAACCAACUCGCCGGCUUUGCGGACGCUCACGCUCAGUCCCUCACCAAGCUCUCGGGCUCUCCAACAUAGGCGAGAGUUGAGCAGGGGCACGACGAGAACUAGUACUAUUCGGGAUAGCAAAGAUGUUGAUGACCUCGAGGAGGGCGUGAUUGGCUACAGGUUCACCCAGUCCCGCGCUUCGAACGAACUCACCCGCACCGUCCUCUGCUUCAACUUCGGCAUCCGCCUCUGCUUCACGUCCAAAUCCAUCCUCGACGCGUAUAACAGGCAAGGUCUGAUUGGGAGUUACGGGGAAGAGCCGAGGAAGGCGCCUCUUCCACCUGGCCGUGGUGCUACUCCUGUUGGUCGUGGUGGCACACCUAUUUCCUCUGGUCGUGGUGGCUCACCUACCCCUCCGGGGCUAGCUUCCACUUCACCUCCAACCUCCUCCGGAUCACAACUGGAUCCCGACCAGGUCCCAAUCUAUGGUGAAGACGUUUCAACCCAGACAAAGAACCAAGAAACCUGGAAGGACCUCUUCAAGAAUCCAUCACGGCUAAGUGGGAUACCUGCUUCUACCCUCUCUUCUACGUCCUCGUCGACUGCCGUGGGUUCGACGACGACGACGACAAGCAGUUCCACGGCUGCCGUACCGAAGACGACCCGACCCCCUCCGAGUUUCAAGUUCAGGCCUGCGCCUUUCCCAGUUCGACCUAUCCGGUCCAAAGGAAACGCUGUUCCAGAGCUUGGGCAGAGUGCUCAAACUGUUGUGCCUGCCACCGUAUCCACAUCUGCUGCCACAGGAGGUGCAACAACAACUACCACAACAAUCACAGCAGCCACAACCACAAGCGGAGACCCCUUCCAAUCACCCGACCCCUUCAACCAAACUCUCGUCGACACGCCCUCAACCGCGACGCGCAACGCACACCCGGACGUCCCCUCCAGCCCUGAUUCUAUCAUGUCUGAUCCCGGUUUAUCUUACUACCGUGGAGAGUACAACAGAGAGUCGGCAGUUGACUCGAUUGUGAUCAGGCCGUUUGUCGAGGACGCGGCAGGUGUGGGUACCUCCCACCCCUUGGCCAACGACACCAGCAGCUACACGUACAGACACAGACGGGCAAGUGCGGAUUCAAUUUCGAUAUACUCGCAGACGACGGGGUACCCUCCGACUGCUCGUGGGUCUACAUUCGGACACAGGUACGGGUAUGGAUGCGGAGGGCCUGCAGAACGCUUGUCGUACGCUGGUGGGAGGCCGAGUUCGUACUUUGGUGGACGAGGGUGGGGAGAAGUAGUAGGUGCUGGCGCUGGCCCCUCGGGGAAUCCCUUCGUUACCCCUAGUCAUUCGGCAAGCGGCUCGACACCUAGACCGCGAGGUCCCGCUCGGACCACCGCGAUGCCUACGACCACCGAAGAUGAGGAGUUGGAGCUGGACUUUGACUCUCGUGGGGAUGUGGGGCUUGGAGGAAGUGGUGGGGGUGGGGAAGUUGAACCCGAAGACCAAGACGAAGUUGAGGCCAUGGAAGACGAAGACGAGAGGAGGGAGAGGAGGUUAAAGUCCAAGUUCUCCAUGAGCACACUUGGUGAUGGGAGUCUCAGUCGGAGUGGGAGUGUGGCCAAAGAGAAGAAGGACAAGGGUGGCAAGUUUUUCUUCUCCAAGCGCUAG
Messenger RNA from Coprinopsis cinerea okayama7#130, 4236 nucleotides. Its product is annotated as insect antifreeze protein. The transcript has 8 exons. The record is from RefSeq and is a predicted model, not a curated record. NCBI's taxonomy places the organism in Eukaryota, Fungi, Basidiomycota, Agaricomycetes, Agaricales, Psathyrellaceae. Bases 1 to 4236 code for a protein of 1411 amino acids.